GCUCCUUAGCUUUGAGCAAGAAGAUGGCUGCCAAAACAGGAUCUCAGCUGGAGCGCAGCAUAAGCACCAUCAUCAAUGUUUUCCAUCAGUACUCUAGGAAGUAUGGACAUCCUGACACCCUGAACAAGGCGGAAUUCAAAGAAAUGGUGAAUAAGGACUUGCCAAAUUUUCUGAAGAGGGAGAAAAGAAAUGAAAAUCUCCUAAGAGACAUCAUGGAGGACCUGGACACAAACCAGGACAAUCAACUGUCCUUUGAGGAGUGUAUGAUGCUGAUGGGAAAGUUGAUCUUUGCCUGUCAUGAGAAGCUGCAUGAGAACAACCCACGUGGGCAUGACCACAGCCACGGCAAAGGCUGUGGGAAGUAAUUAAGAGGUCAGCCAUGUAACAUCUGCCCAACCAAGUCUAAAGGGAAUAGCUUACUAAAUGACCUUGGUUCUGGGGCUGGGAAAUAAUUUAAAAAUGAAUAAAUAAAGUCUUUAUCCAUUCC
Messenger RNA from Rattus norvegicus (Norway rat), 487 nucleotides. It is a transcript of the gene S100a9, whose product is annotated as S100 calcium binding protein A9. Gene Ontology annotation, molecular function: calcium ion binding. NCBI's taxonomy places the organism in Eukaryota, Metazoa, Chordata, Mammalia, Rodentia, Muridae. The transcript is spliced from 3 exons. Bases 24 to 365 code for a protein of 113 amino acids. Gene Ontology annotation, cellular component: plasma membrane; cytoplasm; cytoskeleton. The record is from RefSeq and is marked provisional.